Messenger RNA from Rotaria socialis, 1248 nucleotides. The record is from the annotation of a GenBank genome assembly. Lineage: Eukaryota; Metazoa; Rotifera; Eurotatoria; Philodinida; Philodinidae.
AUGCUUCCUACUAAAAUUAAAUUGAAUGAUAAUUCACAAAAUCUAUCGGAUCAAAAUAAUACUCGUUUCAUGGAUGAUUUUAUCAACGAUUUAGAAACUGGCAUAUCCUAUAAUCCACCACGUCAUUGUAAUAAAAAAAUGAAAAAACGCAAACAACUUGAUGCUUUAUUAAAGUUUCGCUCAUCAACAUCAAUAUCUAAUCGUCGUAGUAGUCGAUUAUCCAAUGAACUCUCUCUUAGUUCAGAAGAUGAUGUCUUUUUAUCAAACAGAAAAAAUUCAUCUAAAAAAAUAUAUCCAACGCGAUAUCGACGUUGGUGUAACUAUACUCGACAUUUACUCUCAUUUUUUCUUGUUUGUAUAUUCAUGAUCGUUUGUGUUGGAUUAGCUUACGCAAAUAUUGAAUUGAAAGCUGAAGUGCAAAACUUAUCUCUGCGUGUUAAUGAAAUUGAAAAAAGAUUUUCAAAUUUUGAAAUCAAUCGUAUAUUAUCCACAAUUGAACAAAUAAAAGUUCGUCUAAAUUUAAUUGAACGCUGGAAUGUCUCCUUUGUAUAUGAUCGAUUACAAAAACUACAAAGAGAUUUUAAUCAAGUAAAACACAAUCGACCAGAAACUGAAAUGCUAAUGAAUAAUGACAAUGAUGUAGAUAUUUCAUCAAAAUUAGAAAAUAUUGAACAGAAAUCUACGCAAUUUUCUGAAGCUGCUGAUGAAUUAGAUAAAUUAAGUCGUGAUGCUGAUAAUCAAGCAAUAGAUGUUGUUCAUGAUAAAACAAAACCAUUUGACAGAAAUUUAAUUGAACGUUUACUUGAACAAGAACGACGAACAAAUACACAAAAAGAUUCAAAUCAACUAUCAAAAAAUCUUCUUUCGUUGAAUGAAAGUUUAUAUGCAAGUACAAUUAAAUGGCAUAAUGAAUUAAAAGCUCUACGAAACGAACUUGAAAAUCUUAAUCAAAGUAAGAAAAUACAAGAAUUAGUUGUAAAUUUUCAAGAACUAACCAAUCUAGUACAUAAUUCAUCAGAUAAAGUAAAAAUAAUUAUUACUGCAUUACAAUUAGACCUUAAUAUAUUACGAAAUCAAAUAGAUUCGUGUACAUGUUUAAAGGCUGUUGAUGAUGCAUCCUUAUCUUCGUCUACUACAACAAGUACUACUACUACUUAUCGAGAAUUAAAACCAUCUGAAAAUAACUAUCAUAACGAUACAGUUGACAUUGCUCAAAUUGUCAAUCAUCCUUCAUCAGUUACUAAUUAA